Messenger RNA from Cylicocyclus nassatus, 747 nucleotides. The record is from the annotation of a GenBank genome assembly. Lineage: Eukaryota; Metazoa; Nematoda; Chromadorea; Rhabditida; Strongylidae.
AUGGUGGAGUUAAAGACUCGUCAUUAUGCUCAAAAACACGAUUUCGAUAAAGAUUUCUCAUGUUACUUGCAAUCGUUCCUGGUGGGUAUUGUUGACAAUUACGUGGGAUAUCACAAUGGACGUGGAAUAGUCACAAGGGUGACCUGCGAUCGAGAUUUGGUGCCAGCUCGAGCCAAAUAUCUUUAUAAUGAAGAAGCCUUAGUUCAUGGAUUAGACAAUGUGUCAUACGAUCUCAAUCAAGGUUUUGAAGCCUAUAUGGAGAUGGAGAAAGACAAAUAUGAAAGGAAACAGCUGGAAGAAAACAGUGCCGAUGAAAGACUUGACAAUUUUUGGAAAUGGAUUAUUAUGGAAGCACCCAAGGGAAGCUCUGUGAAAGAGGUGCUGCAUGAUGCUGACAUUGUAUGCUGUCGUGGGCUGCUGAAACGAAUAGCAAGCACUGUGUAUGUCUGGAGUAGUGCUUGGGAAUUUUCUGCAGUUCGUUUCAAUGACGUGGUUUUUCUUUGUGAACAAGAACGCUAUACAAGCUGGCAUAACGAAUCAAGAGGUCGUCUGGUGCCGCUCUGGUAUCGGGGUCUCAAAUUUGAGCAGUAUAUGACAGUGAAUGGAUUGAAUGAAGAGCCAAGAACAGAUGAGCCUGUCACAUGUGAAGAGCAAGUGGUAGUGUUCCUCGCGACGCUGGGACCCGAGAAUGGGAAUCCCUUGAAGCUAGUUUUCAACGGAAGUAUUGAUGCAAUCAAAGCAGGUUGA